Molecule: messenger RNA, 431 nt
Organism: Drosophila busckii
Lineage: Eukaryota; Metazoa; Arthropoda; Insecta; Diptera; Drosophilidae
Product: enhancer of yellow 2 transcription factor
Exons: 1
Coding region: 44-370 (108 amino acids)
Biological process (GO): regulation of transcription by RNA polymerase II; positive regulation of DNA-templated transcription; poly(A)+ mRNA export from nucleus
Cellular component (GO): SAGA complex; DUBm complex; nuclear pore
Molecular function (GO): transcription coactivator activity; chromatin binding
Source: RefSeq, a predicted model, not a curated record
UAUAAAGUUCAAAAAUAUCAAAUUUUUAAAAAUUGGUGGUAUAAUGAGUCUAUCGAAAUGCAUCGAUCAAUACACGAUCCUCACUGGUGAUCGAUCCAAAAUCAAGGAUAUUAUGGUCAACCGUCUAAUCGAAUGCGGCUGGAGGGAUGAGGUGCGUCUCGUUUGCCGCGAUGUACUUCUCCAGCGGGGCUCGAGCAAAAGCAUCCCAAUUGAGCAAUUAAUACCAGAAGUGACUGCAAGGGCACGCACACUGGUACCAGAUGCGGUGAAAAAGGAACUAUUGAUGAAAAUACGCAGUAUUUUGUCGCAAGAGAAUGCAGAAGAUAAGGCAGAUGGCGACGGUGAUGGCGACGGCGAAAGCGACGACUAGUCUCUAAACCAUUUACAUAUUUAAGUUCAUUUACUUUUAAUUACAUUUAUGAUUUUAACAA